GGGAGCAUUAAAAACAUUGUGGGACAGCACCGAGUUUGUCUCAACCUUUCAUCUGGUAAUCAAAGAUCUGGAAAGCAAAGGACUCACCUCGUGGCACCGUGAACACUGGUCCUUUAGAUUAUCGGAACUCCAGAAAUAAGCAUUGAUUUUGAGUCAGCCGUUGUGAAAGUGGAGCUUUAUCAGCCCGGAUCAGAACCCGCUCCAUUCCUCUGUAAGUGACCCCCGCGCGGCCUCAGCCUCUGGGCCAUGGUACAUGCGAGUGCAGCGGCUGCAAUAUGAGCGUGACUCCAUUCACCAACCUGGAGAGCCAACUGACUUCUUCCUGGAGCCCCAGCAACUCUUACCCUGAUGUUCCCAUGUUGACGUCUGGUUACUCGAAUCGCCUGUGGCCUCGCGACCCCCAGCCUCAGCUCUGGAGCAAGUUCCAGGUGUGGGAGUGGCUGCAGCAGGUCAUGGACAUCAACCAGAUCGACGCCUCCAGCGUCCCCUUCCAGAACUUCGACAUGGACGGCCAUCAGCUGUGCGGCCUGAGCUACCAGGACUUCAUCCACGCGGCGGGCAGCGUGGGACCCAUCCUCUUCCACAACAUCACGGAGCUCAAGUGGAGCGGCCAGUACCAUGUGGAAUUAGGCCAACUGGAACUCAAACCAGAAUUAGACUUCUCCUGCUCAUUUCCGGACGUCAGCUAUCCGCCUGCAGACUUAGACGUGUACAGUCCCUCCAUUCCCCCCAUUGCCCUUGUUGCGUCACCCACCCCUUUCAGCCCUGGUGAGGAAUCCACAACAUGUACAAUACAGCAAGAUAUCAAACGGUCGGAUGUUAAAAGUCGUCAGGUCAAAAGACACAACCCCAGGGGGAUCCACUUGUGGGAGUUCAUCAGGGACAUUCUGCUGGAGCCGGAACGCAACCCGGGCCUGAUCAAAUGGGAGGAUCGGACCGAUGGAGUUUUCCGCUUCCUCAAGUCCGACGCAGUGGCACAGUUGUGGGGCAAGAAGAAGAACAACAUCAGCAUGACCUACGAGAAACUGAGCCGGGCAAUGAGAUAUUACUACAAAAGAGAGAUCCUGGAGCGAGUAGACGGACGCAGGCUCGUUUACAAGUUUGGACGGAAUGCGAGAGGAUGGAGGGAGUCAGAGAUGUGACACUUUUUUAUUUUUUUGAUGUUUGAUGCGAAAAUGAUGUUGUAUUGUAGUUUUCAGUUUUGAUAAAAAAAAAAAAACAUGUUUAAACUGUUUAUGUGGAUAACAAUACGUUUGCUUUGCUUUUCAUCCCUUUCUUGUGACACUGCACUGAUAUGUUCUUCACUGUGCCUUUUUAAAAUACUUUCUUAUUGUAUCUGUUUGUAGUGCAGCGGUGAAACCUCACAAAUGUUUGUUUACAUAAUAUAAAACAUUGAGGGUUCCUUCCGAUUUUACUUUACUGAGUCCCAAACGAGCAUUGAUAGCGUUUAAGACACUGAUACUGUAAAGUUUCCUUUGGGGAGAGAUGCUUUUGCCUCCAUUGAGCGCUAUAGAAAGUACAUAAAUAUUUAUUAACGAUUGAUGAAAAAGCUCAUUAUUGAAAUGAAAUCCGGAUUGCACGUGCACUGUUUACGUCAAGAAAAGGACAAAUUCUUUGACAUUUAAUUGUGAUUGUUAUAGAAUAUCAAUCAGAUUGUAGCUAUCAGUUGCCUUGUCACUUCAUUCUUGUCAUGGAGAAUCCACAUUGUGUGACUUAGAUCCACCGCUAUUAGCCUUGUUCCCACUAUCUGGGGAGAAGCGAUGCACUCCGAUACAGUGCAGGUCACUUGUGUUUUAUCGUUACGGCGUGAGAUACGGCUCUGUUUACUGGUGGCAAGCGCGUGACACAGCGUCCAUGCUGUUCCCCGGAAGGAUAAAAUAACAGGACCUCGAUGGCCAGCAAGAUAAAAGUAGAAGCAGAAUAAAACUCCAUUCUUUGGCCUGAGUUCACAAGCAAAUUGGGUCUAAUCUUCACUCAUUUAUCAGGCUUUUGUAAUCCUUUACAUAGCAGGGUACUGAUUGACAUAAAGUUAUAUUAUUACCUUUCCUGACAGCUUUACAAUCCCCCCCCCUCUUUCCGUCUUUUUGAUGUGCUCUGAAACACAACAUGGAUGUCCCCAACUGACAUUUGGCAUAACUCCACCAUGUGUCACUGUUAAGACGAGACGUUUCUGAAUGAUUGACAUCUGGAAACCAUUUCUUAUUAGAGGAGCUUGCUAUAAUUUUGUUUUCCAUUGCCUUCUGGAUAACAAAAAAAAGAAAAUUGCGGCAGGAACAAUGAGAUUCAGCGACUGCUCCUGAUUGAAUUGAUAUAAUGGCUUUUGAUUGCCAUAUAGUUGUCUGACUGUAAAUGCAGCAUGCAAGCAAGCAAGUGCAUUCAUUAUAUGCCAUUGUUUGGAUUCUGUGUUGGUACAUAAAACCACACUUGGGGGUUGCAUUUGAGCAGAACAUAUCAAGAUAUUAUGCAUUUUUAAUUGAGAUGGACACAGUGCAAAUGUCCAUGAUAUGGGGACGUGUGAUUCAAAUGGCAUAUGAGCUGACACGUUUAUGUGCGAGUGUAUAUGUGGAUUUUGUGCUUGACUCACUGUUGCCUCUCACUCCACUUGUUCUUCAGAAUUAACUGUAGGUGUCAGACGAUUAGGUUUUUGGGAAAGCACCGUUAAACCUCUGUAACGUGUACUUACAAACACAUGGUUGUCUGUGACUCAAAACAGAUACUGAUGUUAGUCAGGGAAACAUGCACCCAAACCUGUUUUAAUAGAUCUUGGAAAUAACGAAACCACAUGCAGCUGUGAAGAGAUUUUUAAUCCAAGUGACUAACUGAAGCACUGUUUGUUUGUUGCACAUUGACUAUUGUAUAGUGCAGACAACUGUCUAAAGGUAAUAAUCUAGCAACACAUGUCACACUGGGCUGCACAGGUUAAAUGGUUGCCUUUAUUUGUUUUUGCUAGGGAGAUAUUUUCAGAUUUGAAUGAGCCACACAAGGGCUAUUUCGUUAUUUAAAUGGGAUGCUAAUUCAAUCAGAUAGAUGCUGGAGGAGGAACACAAAAGUGAUGAAAUAUCGGUAGAACUUGGGUAUGAAGACAGCCAGCUGGGUUUUUGUAUCAGUGUCUCGUGCCUUGUCAGUUGGGUGAUUGUGUUCCAUCAGUUUCAUUUUCUCUUAUGGUUCUCUGCCGUAUCACUUGUGUGCGUACGUGGGUGUGUCCCUUUAUUGACAUGUUCUGGGAGAGCGCCAACUGGGGACAUGUGUCUGCGUCUCCCUCACUAGGUCAUGGCUGCCACAGCUAGAAGCUAGAUCUUCACACUCAAAAGGACUUUUUUGGCAUUCAGACCAUCUGAUCUGUGAGCUAAACGGAUUAGAAGUGAGUCACUUAUUCAGCUUUAAUUAUUUAUUUGUGAAAAUAAAUGUUUUUUCUCACAUUCAAUCCAUAUUUGGACACAUGUUUAAAUUGAAAACAUCCUACUCAUUUUUAAUAAAAAAGUUGCCUCAUAAAUAACUGUUAUAUCACAUCACAGAAAUAUUGAUUUACAUUGUAAUCUUGACCUACAUCUUUAUUGCAUUGCAGUGAUUAUACAAGUACCACAAAUUAGGUUAAGUUCAUUGGUCUAACUCUCUCCCUCUUGUUU
Molecule: messenger RNA, 3626 nt
Organism: Pungitius pungitius (ninespine stickleback)
Lineage: Eukaryota; Metazoa; Chordata; Actinopteri; Perciformes; Gasterosteidae
Gene: ehf
Product: ets homologous factor
Exons: 9
Coding region: 276-1142 (288 amino acids)
Biological process (GO): regulation of transcription by RNA polymerase II; cell differentiation
Cellular component (GO): nucleus
Molecular function (GO): sequence-specific DNA binding; DNA-binding transcription factor activity, RNA polymerase II-specific
Source: RefSeq, a predicted model, not a curated record